UCAUGUUGUCAGAAGCUUUACUCUUGAUUUUAUUGUGAAAGUGAUUGUCCGGUUGACUCUUCGUUAGUUUUUCAUAUUUAUUCAGUAUUAUACAAAUUCUAUGAUUAAUUUAGAACAGUAACUUAACCUUUCGGAAUUUUUUUUCGCCUGGUUUAGCUCUUGGACAAAAUAGGGAUACACUGGCCUCCCUCUCGCCGCUUUCUUGACAACACAUACAGCUCCUCUCCAUUUGCCAAAUUUUUGAUCCGGACACCUGUAGAAACAGGUAACUACUGCAACGUCCUCUACACGCAUAACUAGGAAUUGGUUUUGGAACACAUCCUGGGUAUUGCAAAAAGUGUAUAACUGGAGUUGCCUGACAUUCGUCGACACCUACAAUUGCCUUGGUGGUUUCACUUUGGAGGCAUAUUAAAAGACCGACGCUCACUGUACCCACACACGCGUAAUGUGUGAAUAAUAACGAUCGAUUAAGAAUUACUUACCGAGGUAUGAUCGCAAUGUGUCAUCGAUGAAGAAGCUGAAAAAAACGUCGGAUUGCGUGAGAGGCGGGCAAGCGGUAGGUGCACCGAACGCGAACGGAGAUGCGUCACCCGCACGUGUGUGCAGAGAUUUUCUACGGAACGUAUGCCACAGAGGGAAGCGUUGCAAGUAUCUCCACGAACGGUCCGAGGAUGAUCCUGUAGAAGAGUACACGUUCUGUCAUGAUUUCCAAAAUGGAAUGUGCAACUGGCCGGGUUGCAAAUUCCUCCAUUGCACGGAAAGCGAGGAGAAACGGUUCAGAUCGACGGGAGAGUUACCCGCGCACAUUCUGAGCAGACUGAAAAACAACAAUGAAAAGUCCGAGUACCCGAUGUGCAAAGAUUUUAUCAAGGGCAGCUGCCAAAGAACCAAUUGUAAGUUCAGACAUUGGAAGAGCGAAGAACCACAACAUAACAUGAUCGUAGCUUCUCAUCAUAAUGUGUCCAGGCCUCAGCAUAAUUUCAAUGGCCCUAACAAUGGAGAGAUCCGCAGAUACGAAGAGGAUAGAAAUUUUCAUUGGCAAAUGGAAGAUCAACAUAACUUGGUCACAAACAAUAGCUACAACCCAUCCUCGCACCCGCCUGAUUACAUAGGCCCUCCUGAACCAAAGAGACGAAUAGUUUCUGGCGAGACUGUUGUUCAUUUUGAAGCUUCACCGCUUGUUGGCCAACAUACGGCGCAGCCAGUUACUUCGGGAUAUUAUUAUCCAGUAAUACCGCGCAAUGAAGCUAGAGCAAUCGUGUUAGAAGACGAAAAUGCAUUAUUGAGGAAGAAGAUAGAAGAAUUAAAAAAACAAGUCAGUGAUUUAACGGCGACCAAUGAGUUUCUUUUGGAUCAGAAUGCUCAGUUAAGAAUGUCAGGAAAACGAACUGCCAAUGUAACGGCGGUUACAGUUCCAGCAGUUACCAUUACUAAUACUGUUCCACCAUCGCAAGCGCCGACGCCUCAACAAAUGGUCAAUGCGGCAGUAGCUGCUGGAACACUACGUACGGUUACUGCGAGUGUUGCAACUGUUCCUGUAAGUAUAGCCACAGUUGCACCGGUCUCUAUUGCAGCAGUUUCAAUGGCACCAGUGUCUAUACCACCACCAAUAGUUACGAUGGCCCAGCAAACGAUCACAAUGAGCGGUUCGGGUCCGCAAGCGACCAAUCAACAGCAACCUAAUACACAACAACCUGCCAAUUUACCUCUUUCUAUAUCUGGCGCGACCGCGCCGCUGGUUUCUUAUCCUAUUAUGACUCAAGAACUUAGGCCCGUGUUACAGUAAGUUACAUCUGUGAAAGUAACAUCAAACAAUACCUCAAUCACAUAGACGAGUCAAGGAUGCUGUCUUCUGCAUUCAGUCUUUCAAGAUAAUAACGUAUUUCUAAUUUCUUUGGGCCGUACGUGAUGGGCGCAUAGAAUAGAUAUACCUACAAUCGAUCAAAAUAUAUUCUUUAGAGAAAUACAGUGAAAAUAUGGUAAUUAAUAAACACGACAUCCUAGAUCUUUAUGUAGGAUUUCCUAGAAAUUUUCGUACAGGACAAACGUAACGAUCAUGACUGUUUCUUCGGCAGUACGGUUUAAAUGAAA
Messenger RNA from Colletes gigas, 2091 nucleotides. Its product is annotated as zinc finger CCCH domain-containing protein 10-like. The record is from RefSeq and is a predicted model, not a curated record. NCBI's taxonomy places the organism in Eukaryota, Metazoa, Arthropoda, Insecta, Hymenoptera, Colletidae. The transcript is spliced from 5 exons. The coding region runs from base 509 to 1786 and encodes 425 amino acids. Gene Ontology annotation, molecular function: metal ion binding.